Molecule: messenger RNA, 3303 nt
Organism: Daldinia decipiens
Lineage: Eukaryota; Fungi; Ascomycota; Sordariomycetes; Xylariales; Hypoxylaceae
Exons: 1
Coding region: 1-3303 (1100 amino acids)
Source: RefSeq, a predicted model, not a curated record
AUGCUCGCUUCUACUAAAACCGUCCCGCCCCCGGCAUCGACAAAUCUCUACUUCGAGCCUCUGUCUGAUCGCCCUACUCUUGGUAAGCCUAGCGAAGGAGCAUUCAAGAAGCAUAAGGUACUUCCGCAUCCUAGAAAUGGUCGGCCUGAGUCGACGGUUAGGAAUCGACAUUCUCGUGACCUGUCUAUCGAUCUAACGUCAAUCCUGGAGUCGCAUGUCAAGGAAGAAGAAUCAUCUGCUCCACCGAGCCUGAGCCACGACGAGAGUCCUAGUGUCAAAGCGCCUGGGCUUGGUCCUGUUCUUCCUCCCACCCCACCGGCGCAUUCGCGCAUCUCAUCUGGUAAUCACUUAAUCCAGCCCUCGAGUCCAACAUACGUCGGCACUCCGGUGCAAAACGCUGCCAACACCUCUGUGAGUACAACGCCGAGAACUCCACCGCAUCAAGCGAGUCCGCCUACUCCAGACGUCACCCCUCCCCAAGCCGAGCGUCGAUCGAGACCUCCACCCCCCGUUCUAGCGGAUCGCAUUCCAUCCAAGGCUACAGGUUCUCGUUCGGAGUCUUUCACAACAGCACGAGAGAAUAUAGAUUCUUCAGAGGAAGAUGACAAGUUGACGCCCCGGGCGGUAUUGUCCUCAACUAAGACGGCUCAGGUUGUAGCAAGACGUUUGAUUGACGCGCGGCAGAAGAAAGGCCCGGAAGUAGGGCUAGGGUUAGGUCUCGAGUCGGACGAUAAUCUGACACCAAGGACGAAAGGAGAAUUUUCAGCUUUUGACGGUGAAUGGGGAUCUGCCAGCUCGAUUGAGCAGGAAUGGGACCAUAAAUAUGAGAGGAAUGUCAAAGUGGAGAAGCGACGUGUCCAAGCGAGAGUUAAUGGGUCAAAAGCAGAAGUGGUUGAGGACGUGACAGUGACUCCGACCAACGCAACAAAGGCUCUAAGGUCGAUGCCCCUAUCGGAUCGAUUGCAUACGCAUCCCUCACCACCGGUGGAAUCUGCAAGCAAGGAAAAGGGUUGGACCGCACCAUCUACUUCCGAGUCCUCGGUAAGCACCGAUGUUAAGCGGUCCUCCGGCAUGUCCUCGAAGUCUACGGCAUCUACAGUGGUGGAAGCUAUUUUAGUUGGGACUCCUCCUCAGAGGCGCAAAACGUUGCGACACGUCAGGAAGCAACCGGCUCUAAGGGAUUCUAGCUCCGAGAUUUCACCGUCAAGCUCCUCAGCGAAUACAUCAUUGAACACGUCGCUUCGCCAGACGGAAAUUUCUCAGCGCGCAAGAGCUGCUAGGACGGUAAUUGAUGGUACUGUCCGGUCAGAAAGCCUCGCGUCUACAGGUACGGUCAACUCUAUUGCUAGCCGUAAAGCCCGGCGGGAAGUAUGGAAGAAUGGAGGAAUUCCCGUCGUGGUCAUUCCUGAACGCAGAACUUCUAUCAAGGCCACCGGGCCGACAUCGCUUAGGUCUACAGGUAGUCACCACUCUAGGAGAAGCAAUAGUCUUAGUUCAGCACCACUGUCAAGUUAUAAAACGAAGGACCUAACGCCUUAUUUUAACAAACCUUCCCGAAGGGGCAGAUCGAUGUCGGAAUCGGAAGGGUUAGUUCAGGUGGAAGAAUUAACGAUGGAUUACCCCCCAAUCGUUCCCAUGCGUAGAUCAUCUCUUUCGGCCCCGACUAGCAGGAAUGGAUCCAGGGCUGGUUCUCGAGCUGGAUCGUUAACUGCAGAGAGCUUGAAGGCGCAUGAUGCUUUCUUGGAACAGGAGAGCAAACAGCAGCAGCAACAUCGCCAAUUGCCUCAGGUUACAGUGGAACGUGCACCUCCCGUCGAAUAUAUGAGCAGUCAUCCCGAUCAGAGACAAUUUGAACCGACUCCAUCCGUCGAGUCACACAGGGAUGCUCCCCACGACCACAAACCGCUUGUAGAUAAUAACGGGGACCCGUUCUUCGGCAAGCGCCUCACUGCACACAACACCCCAUUUUCCCAAGCAUCCGUCGAGACAAACGGGACUCACUCUGUGGCAGACAUAUCGGAAGCCAUGGCUGUGAGUAUUUACCCGCACCAAAACAAAUCCGUUUUGAUGGUUCAUCAUAUGUCGAAACCCGUAGAUCCUGCCCUCGCCGCAAACGCGUUACAAGGGCCAGAAUUUGCCCAGACGGGAUAUGCUACGGAAACGGGGAAAGUUUUAGACAAUCCUAAGAUUAUAGCUACUGGUCCCGAUGGUGUACCUGCGACGCCUCCCCAACAUCAAUUCUCGAUGGAUGAUGUGGAUUCACCUCUUAGAAAUCCGCGUGCUCCCCCCGAACCGCCAACGAUCAAGUUCAUACCAGCUACGCCGUCUGGACUUACACCUGCCGCUGAAAAAGAAAAGAUGCUGGGUAAUUACUUCGAGGAGACUCAAAAGCGACCUUCCUUGGUACGUCGCGCCUUUAGUCUUCACAAGAACGCCGACAAUGUUCGUCCAUCUGGGUUCUUAUCGCGGACUCUGUCUCUUUCAAAAGGAAUUAAGAGAGAAAUUACAGAAAACCCAACCCUUGAUAAGAAUAGAAAUACUACAAGGCAGCCAUACCCGACGGCUGAAGACCCGCCGCCUGACGAGUCAAAAUUGCAUCCAUUCUGGCGACCUACGUUUGAUGAUGACCUCGAAGAAUACGACUAUGACAAUUGGGCACAUGAUGUUCCUGCAGAAGUGGAUACGCUUUAUAGAUAUCCCCCAAUUGACCGUCGUCCGGCUCGUCGUAGGAGCUUGAGCGAACGAAUGAAGCGUACAUUCGCUAUAUUACCCAUCGAAGACGAGGAUCAUUACACAGUCCCCACUCAGCGUAGUCCAGAACGUCGCACCGUCAAGCGUACACCGAGUGGCAGACUCCGCGUAAUGAAACACCGUGAUAGCUACAGCACUCUGGAGCUGGAGUGGAACAGCCGUCGCAAUUCUCGUGAAAAUGAAGCUGAAGGUCGGCCGUCUACCGCGCCCGACCAGCAGGCCCGGCGUGCUUGGGGUGCUGAGAAACGAGUCGACGACCGAGGGCGCAGACUCUUCCCUAACUGGCAGGAUAAGUUGGAGCAAUACAGACCGCAGAACUUACAGCGCAGAUUAAGUGAACAUCGCCGGCAGAAGCGCACGGAGGUUCUGCGGCAGAAAAUAAGCGGUCCGCGCGAAGUCCGAGAUGGCGUAGGCGAAGUCAUCAAACGCAACAGUUAUAAGGGGCCUUCAUACCAGACUACUUUCGCGCCAAAUGGGAAGGCGAACGGGACAACACACUACCAGCGACACCAAACACAGGCGCAUCAGCACCGCAGAUCCGUCUACAUCUGA